Messenger RNA from Prinia subflava (tawny-flanked prinia), 2364 nucleotides. It is a transcript of the gene SNW1, whose product is annotated as SNW domain containing 1. The coding region runs from base 102 to 1808 and encodes 568 amino acids. Gene Ontology annotation, cellular component: spliceosomal complex. The record is from RefSeq and is a predicted model, not a curated record. The transcript is spliced from 13 exons. Gene Ontology annotation, biological process: mRNA splicing, via spliceosome. Lineage: Eukaryota; Metazoa; Chordata; Aves; Passeriformes; Cisticolidae.
CAACUCCCAGGCCACACUGCGGCUACAGCGCAUGUGCAAGUGUCGCCAAGUUCUCCCUCCUCGGCGGCCCGGCUGCGGAGCGGACGGCGUACGCGGGCAAGAUGGCGCUCACCAGUUUUUUGCCAGCUCCAACCCAGCUGUCUCAAGAUCAGCUGGAACUAGAAGAAAGAGCAAGAGCUCAGAGAUCCAGGCAGACUGCUCUGGUCUCCUCACGAAGGGAACCUCCCCCGUAUGGUUACCGGAAAGGAUGGAUACCACGGGCGCUAGAGGAUUUUGGAGAUGGAGGUGCUUUCCCAGAAAUUCAUGUGGCCCAAUAUCCAUUGGAUAUGGGCCGGAAGAAGAAAAUGUCCAAUGCUUUGGCAGUUCAGGUGGAUGCAGAAGGAAAAAUAAAAUACGAUGCGAUUGCUCGGCAAGGACAGUCAAAGGACAAGGUUAUUUACAGCAAGUACACAGAUCUUGUGCCAAAGGAGGUCAUGAAUGUGGAUGAUCCUGAACUGCAAAGACCAGAUGAGGAGGCAAUUAGAGAGGUAUUGUAUGCACUGAUGUGCCUAGUUAGCGAUGGUGUGCUUUAUGUCUUGCAAUGGGAUGAGAUGUACACUGUGGUAUUUUUUCCUCAGAUAACAGAGAAGACCAGAGCAGCCUUGGAGAAAUCAGUCUCCCAAAAAGUUGCUGCAGCCAUGCCAGUUCGAGCUGCUGACAAACUAGCUCCUGCACAGUACAUUCGGUACACACCAUCUCAGCAAGGAGUUGCAUUCAACUCUGGAGCGAAACAGAGAGUUAUUCGGAUGGUAGAAAUGCAGAAAGACCCUAUGGAGCCUCCAAGAUUCAAAAUUAACAAGAAGAUUCCACGAGGACCACCAUCUCCUCCAGCACCUGUCAUGCACUCUCCAAGUAGAAAGAUGACUGUCAAAGAGCAGCAAGAGUGGAAAAUUCCUCCAUGCAUUUCAAACUGGAAAAAUGCAAAGGGUUACACCAUUCCGUUAGAUAAGCGUCUGGCUGCAGAUGGCAGAGGAUUGCAGACUGUUCACAUUAAUGAAAACUUCGCCAAACUUGCAGAGGCACUCUAUAUUGCCGACAGAAAGGCUCGUGAGGCAGUAGAGAUGCGUGCCCAGGUGGAGAGGAAGAUGGCUCAGAAAGAAAAGGAGAAACAUGAAGAAAAGCUCCGAGAAAUGGCUCAGAAAGCCAGGGAGAGAAGAGCAGGGAUCAAAACCCAUGUUGAAAAAGAGGAUGGAGAAGUUAGAGAAAGAGACGAAAUCAGACAUGACCGGCGCAAAGAGAGACAGCAUGACAGAAAUCUCUCCCGGGCAGCCCCUGAUAAAAGGUCAAAGCUGCAAAGAAAUGAGAACAGAGAUAUCAGUGAAGUUAUUGCCCUGGGGGUACCCAACCCCAGACCAUCCAAUGAAAUCCAAUAUGACCAGAGGCUGUUCAACCAGAGCAAGGGUAUGGACAGUGGCUUUGCUGGAGGAGAGGAUGAAAUUUAUAAUGUUUAUGACCAGCCUUGGAGAAGUGGCAAGGAUAUGGCCCAAAACAUCUACAGACCAAGUAAAAAUGUGGAUAAGGACAUGUAUGGUGAUGAUCUAGAAGCUCGAAUAAAGACCAACAGGUUUGUUCCUGACAAAGAGUUUUCUAACUCGGAUCGUAACACCAGAGGCAGAGGCAGAGAUGGGCCAGUUCAGUUUGAGGAGGAUCCGUUUGGUUUGGACAAGUUUCUGGAAGAAGCUAAGCAGCACGGUGGUUCUAAACGGCCAUCAGACAGCAGCCGCCCCAAGGAACAUGAGCAUGAGAGCAAAAAGAGGAGGAAGGACUGAAUGCCUCUGCUCCUGGAGAGGUAGGGAAAUGGACUGCAAGCUUGGACUUCAUGCAAAAGGAUUUUUAAUACUGGGUGUACAGGAUGGCAUUGUAGCACAGCAGUUCACGACGCUGGCCCUGUGGAUACACACACACCAAUUCCUCUACAUAGGACAGCUACCCGAGGAGAGACAAGGCGUGGACACCACUUUGAAACAUUUCAUAAGGGAAUUAAUUAUUCUUUAGAAAGUUCUCUGACUUUGCUGAUUCCCCAUUGCCCAGCAUCUCAGGAUAAGAAUGUAGCCCCCUUCCUACAGCUUUAGGUUUUGUAGGUAGCUAAAACUUUGAUUUGAUUUGUUAAAGGCUUUCCUGCUGUAUAUAAUGAUUGUCUUAUGCUGUAUCAGAUGCUGGGGUGUUAAUGAUUCAGUGUUUUAGUGUGGUUAUUACAGUUUAUUUGAAUAAGGGAGGGGAAACAGCUGGAUUCGGUUUUAAAACAAGUACUCAUUCAUAGUUUCUCCAUAAUCUUUAUUUUAGUUUCUUUACAUUUAGUGAAAUAAAGCCUCCUUCCACCACUCA